AUGGACCACUACACCCGACCGGAGGGCCACUGCAUAGUGGUUUCGGAUGGGCCCAUUGCCAUGGCGAACCGAGGCGGGUCUCGCGACUACUACACGGAGGUAAAGAUCGAGAGUGAUGUGGACACCUGGUCUUCCGGCCUGGACAUGGGCAUCACGCGCCUGUGCCCAGAGGAGAUCGGGAAGCUGAACGAGCAAGGCUUAUGCUGGGCCGACUUCCCCGACACUUGGGUGUUACGCGGUGAUGGAAUGCUCCGCAUCAACGGUCGCUCUUACCCACCAGGAGUGUUGCCCAGCCGUGCGACAGCUCUUGCUGGGUGGAAUACAGCCACGCUUGAAAUGGGCGACACCUGUGGGCUCCAUGUGACCGGUGGAGGUUCAGAGCUCGUGGGCUACAGGAAUGGUGAAGUUAUCGGCCGUCUCGUGUUAGAGGAUGGAAUCAAGGUGCCCUUGGAUGCUGAGCUCUACCUUGUCGCCGACAUUAUCGGCAGAGCCGGGGAGGUAGAGAUCCUUGAGUGCAGCGUGCCGGGCUCUUCUGCACCGGCCGUGGCGUCCACGCCGCCCUUUGGGGCCGCAACAGUGUCACCGGAUGUGCCAACUCCUGCAGGCGUCUAUGCAACGAUUUGGGCGAUAAUGCAGCGACGACCGCCGAUGUACCGUGAUCCGCCUGAGCUGCCAUAG
Symbiodinium sp. CCMP2592 is the source of this 678-nucleotide messenger RNA. The record is from the annotation of a GenBank genome assembly. NCBI's taxonomy places the organism in Eukaryota, Dinophyceae, Suessiales, Symbiodiniaceae.